AUGCAAGCCAGCCCUCUGGCUGUUCCAGCAAAUGCCCCCUCCAGGAAGAAGCGGUUGGAGCUGGAUGAUGACCUAGACACUGAGUGUCCCAGCCAGAAACAAGCUCGAAGUGGGCCCCAGCCCAGGCUACCCUCCUGCCCACUGACGCUGAACCCACCGCCUGCUCCUGUUCACACUCCUGAUGUGACCACUGCCUCCAGGCUUGGACCCUAUGUUCUCCUGGAACCCGAGGAGGGGAGCCAUACCUAUCGCGCUCUGCACUGUCCCACAGGCACAGAGUACAUCUGCAAGGUGUACCCGGCCUGCAAGAGCCUGGCGGUGCUGGAGCCCUACUGGAGGCUGCCCCAUCACGGCCACGUGGCCCGGCCAGUGGAGGUCCUGGCCGGCACGCAGCACCUCUACGCCUUCUUCCCGCGGCCACAUGGGGACAUGCACAGCCUGGUGCGCUGCCGGCGUCGCCUCCCGGAGCCCGAGGCCGCCACGCUCUUCCGCCAGAUGGCCGCCGCCCUGGCGCACUGCCACCAGCAUGGGCUGGUCCUCCGCGACCUCAAGCUACGGCGCUUCGUCUUCACCGACCCGGAGAGGACAAAACUGGUGCUGGAGAACCUGGAAGAUGCCUGUGUGCUGACUGGGCCUGACGACUCCCUGUGGGACAAGCACGCAUGCCCAGCCUACGUGGGCCCCGAGAUCCUCAGUUCCCGGGCAUCCUACUCAGGCAAGGCGGCAGAUGUCUGGAGCCUGGGUGUGGCACUCUUUACCAUGCUGGCCGGCCACUACCCCUUCCAGGACUCAGAGCCUGCCCUGCUCUUUGGCAAGAUCCGCCGUGGCGCCUUUGCCCUGCCUGAGGGCCUCUCGGCCCCCGCCCGCUGCCUGGUCCGCUGUCUCCUCCGAAGGGAGCCAACUGAGCGGCUCACGGCCUCGGGUAUCCUGCUGCACCCUUGGCUGCGGGAGAACGCCGUCCCUGCAGCCCCACCUCGGUCCCGCCACAGUGAGGCUGACCAGGUGGUCCCCGAAGGGCCGGGGCUGGAGGAAACAGAGGAGGAGGGAGAAAGAGAUGUGGGUCUCUAUGGCUGA
Messenger RNA from Rangifer tarandus platyrhynchus (Svalbard reindeer), 1074 nucleotides. The record is from the annotation of a GenBank genome assembly. Lineage: Eukaryota; Metazoa; Chordata; Mammalia; Artiodactyla; Cervidae.